Messenger RNA from Ruditapes philippinarum (Manila clam), 3943 nucleotides. RefSeq names its product caspase recruitment domain-containing protein 9-like. The record is from RefSeq and is a predicted model, not a curated record. The transcript is spliced from 5 exons. Gene Ontology annotation, cellular component: cytosol; CBM complex. The coding region runs from base 86 to 781 and encodes 231 amino acids. Gene Ontology annotation, molecular function: kinase activator activity; transcription coactivator activity; NF-kappaB binding. Gene Ontology annotation, biological process: adaptive immune response; positive regulation of extrinsic apoptotic signaling pathway; canonical NF-kappaB signal transduction. Lineage: Eukaryota; Metazoa; Mollusca; Bivalvia; Venerida; Veneridae.
AUUUCCCUUUGUAAACAAGGAAACGAGGAAGUUAAAAAUGGAAAAAUGAGUAAUUUUUUGUAACUGUUAUAUCAAGAUCAAAAGGAUGACAUGCUCUGAGGAAGACGUCAUGACUAGUUUAAAAGCUAGUGUACUACAUGAAAGCCGACCUCUUCUUUGUAAAAACUUGGAUCCCAAACUCCACUACCCUUACCUGCGGUCAAAGUAUGUUUUAAGUGAAGAUGAUGAGGAGUUGAUUGAAGUUGAACAGUUGAGAAAAAGAAAAGUUCACAAAAUGAUUGAUAUUCUGAUGAAGAAAGGCAGGAAAGGGUUUGAUGAGCUGGUAAUUUCUAUAAUACAAGAGAGAACACAACUAUUCUUGGCUGAAAGCCUUAACAAAGCCUUUGAAGAGAAAAGGAAAAGAUUGAUAGCCCUUACAGCACAAAACAAUGAUGACUUGAUGACAUCAGUUGGUUCUGUAGGGCAUGUUCCUGCCAAUGAGAAGAAAAUAGAAGACUUCAGCUUAAACGGCACAAACCUUGGCAGCUUGCCAAAAUUUUCUGUUUUAAAUUCAGAUAAAAACUACAAAAACUCCACCCUAUCACUAGGCACUUUGGGAAAUUCAUUCUCAGAAUUAGACGUAGACACUGAUAGCUUGCCAAAACCCACAAUGCCAAAAAGAAAUGAAGAUGAUCUGAAAAUGUACAGAAAAAAGAGUUGUGAAAAUUCCUUUGAUGAAGACCUGGAUGAGGUAAAGUCCCUUCCAGACAGCACAACAUCGGAAAAUGAGUCAAAGGCUUAGUUCUUCUACAAAUCUAUGACUGUUGGGGGAAGGGAAUACAGGAGAUAUUUUAUCAGAGUAGAUUUUUAUGCUGCCACCACAUGUUUUAGCUUUUUUUAUGAUACUUUAAAUUCAUUUUAUAAUUCCCUAUUAUUUUUACAGUUAAUAUACACACAAAAUUUUAACAAUCUAUACAAUCUACCUAAAACUAAAUUUUGUUAUUAAAGUCUGUGCUAAAACAUAUACAAACAAGGCACACCUAUAACAAAGUCAUUAAUCAUACUUUUUAGAAAAUAUUUUUGUACAUUUCUAGCAACAUCUUGUACGUGUAGUUUUGUAAUUUCCAUCAGGGUAUAACCUUUUUACUGUUUCUGUAUACAUGAAUACACAUGCACAUGUAUGUUAAGUUUUUACAUACUUUAAAUUACUGCUAAAACAAUGCAUAACAUCGCUAUUUGCAGAAUCAUAAACUUUAUACUGUUUCCAUAUUCUGUAUAAUUAUACAAUUUAAUCUUAGAAUAGAAUUAUUUUGUAUUAAAUAGUAAGUAUUAAAUAGUAGGUAUUAAAUAGUAUGUAUUAAAUAGUAUAGUAUGUAUUAAAUAGUAUGACAGUAAUUGUAUUAAAUAGUAUGUAUCAAAUAGUAUGCACUAAUUGUCAAUUAGAAGAUCAAUCUGAGGCUGUGACAGGGUAGAAAUCUACUUAUAUCUAUAUAUUGAUACAAACUGAGGCUGUGACAGGGUAGAAAUCUACUUAUAUCUAUAUAUUGAUACAAUCUGGCAUUCCAUGCAAAAUUUACAAGUAGUAAUGUAUAUAUCUAUUUUUAGAUGACCUUUUCCAUACAAUAAGGUUCUUCAUUAAGUUUGCAUGUUACAAAUCCAAUUUAAAUUUAUUUGUUUAUGUAUAGAACAUGUUUAGUCAUUUUUCUUAGGCUUUACAAUAAGAGAUAAUUAUACUACUGUGAAAUCAGAUUUUUUUGUGGGGCUUUAAUUUUGCUACAUCAAAAUUUUUCUUGCAAAAACUAGAAAAAAACAUUAUAAGAAAUUAUUGCACAGAUCUAACUUUGUAGUAAUAAUUCAAUUAUAUUUUCAUUUGCGUUUUGUUUCCUUGAAAUAUAUUUUAAAAAAGUUCCCAGUUUUAAAUGAGAUAUAUACAUGUAUACAUGUAUUUCAGAUUUUCCAAAAAAUAUGAAAGAAAUAUCCUAUAUCAAAGAUUUAACAUUCAGAAAAAAUAUAGACAAUAUAAGUAAGCGCAUGUUUGUUGUAUGAUAUUUAAUUUGAAGUUCAAUUUCCUACAUUUAGUAUGAUUUGACAGCUGUCUAUAAUGAUACAUGGAUAAUUGGUUGUGACAAGUGUAGAGCUUAGUAUGUGAUACUGGUGGCUGCUUGAUUUUAUUUAUUUAUUUUUCUGUGAUUUAACCUGGUACAUAAUUAUAUUCUUGCAUAUCAGUCAGGAUAAUCUACCAUUUACUCCGGUGCUAGAAACACCUGUCUUAUACCGCCAUGUAAGACAAGUCGCAUGCUAUAAAUGAUGUCAUUGCUGCCUGCCAUUAAUGAAUGAAUUGCGGUCUUAGGAUGACGUCAUUUUACCAUUAUAAAUGAUUUAAGUUCAUACGCUACUAUAAGAAAAAAGUGCAUAAUGAGAAUAUCAGUUUUCAUAAUUUUUGUUCUGAAAAUAAUUGACAUGUAAUAUGCAAGAAAAAGAAUCAAACAUCGGUUGUUGGUACAGACCGGAAUAUCUAGCUCUCAGGUAACUGUUUAGCAGAAACUCGGCAGAGCCUCGUUUCCGCUGUAAACAGUUACCCUCGAGCUAGAUAUUCCGGUCUGUACCGCCAGCCAGUGUAAGAUUCUUGUAAUAUAACAGUGUAAGCAACUGAAGAUUGUGCCAUGUUAUCGUUUCAUCCAAUCGGAUGUAAACACCGCUAUUUUUUAAUAUUGAUUGGAAGUUGUUGGAACUUAAAGUAUAAAUAAGAUUUUAGCAGUGCUUUUAUAUUUUAUUGGUCUGAACAUAAAAUUUAUCAAUAUUAAUGUACAUGUACAUUGUAGUUUUUAAUAAAAUUGGCAUUAAUAGAUUAUUUUAAAUAUAGCUUAUCAAUUGAUUGGCUGUCAAAUGGGCGUGAACAUAAGAGAGCUCAUCUUGUUGGUAGUUGCUUGUCCUAUUAUAUUGUGUCCUAGAUUUAAUGUGAGCCGCGUCACGACAAAACCACGCAGUCUGAUCAGGAUCCAUGCUGUUCGCUUACAGACGCUUAACAAGUAAAGAAACUGAUAGCGAACAGCAUGGAUCCUGAUCAGACUGCGCGAAGGCGCAGGCUGGUCUGGAUCCAUGCUGGUCGCAAACCCAUUAUGUUGGUUUUGUCGUGACGCGGCUCAUGUAAUAUAACAUUAUGAACAGUUCUAGAAAGAAAGACUUGUCUCCUAUGUAUGCAUUAACCCUUUCCCCCUUGAGCAUAUUGUGAAAAAUGGCCAUUUUCACUGAAAAGCCUCCUCUUACAAGUUCAAACCGCUAUGAAACUAUGAAAAAUGCUUCAAUACUAAUCAAACUUGGCACAAAUGUUGACUGGACCAUUGCCUUUGUAACGACAUGCUCAGUCUUAAAUUUCCUGUUACCAUGGCAACGAGGGGACAUCUCAAAAUUGCCAAAAAUCACUUUUUUGCCUCGAUUUUUUCCAUCAAAAUUUAUUCCAAAGUGCUGCAACUUCUCAAGGGAUUGAGAUAGAGUGAAAGGCUUUUCAGCGUUUGGUUACACGUUACCUUAUGAUCUACCUGGGGUCAUUUUAAGCCUCUCACAAGUCCAAAAUUUUCUUGGCGAUGAGGGGGACUCCGCCCCCCCCCCCCCCCCUUCAAAUCCCCCCAAACAGCAACAUUUCUCAAACGAAAACAUGUGUUUGGGGCCCAAAUAGAACAUUAUUUCACUAUUUCAGGCCUAAGAAAGGGGGCGGGGGUCAAAAGUGUGUUGUUUCGCGUAUAUAUGAGGUAAAGGGUUAAAGAGUGCAAGGUGUUGGUCUAAUUGAUAAAAAAAAGUAAUUCUACAAAAUGAUGUAAAAUUAAAGAGGCUUCUUCACAUUUCAAGGUGAAUAUCUAGUUAAUUGAUUUGCAUAUGGUAUUUCAUUAGAAACAAAUCAAAGUAAAUUGAAAUAAUGUUAUAAAUAUAUCCAAGAAAAAAUUAAACUUAUCCAAAAAAAUUUAAA